Messenger RNA from Pediculus humanus corporis (human body louse), 843 nucleotides. RefSeq names its product 2,5-diketo-D-gluconic acid reductase A, putative. NCBI's taxonomy places the organism in Eukaryota, Metazoa, Arthropoda, Insecta, Psocodea, Pediculidae. The record is from RefSeq and is a predicted model, not a curated record. The transcript has 5 exons. The coding region runs from base 1 to 843 and encodes 280 amino acids. Gene Ontology annotation, molecular function: oxidoreductase activity.
AUGGAAAUAAAUUUCCUAUGGUAUCUUGUAAUUGGAGUCAGUGAAAUCAAAGAUUUUCAAAAUGUUUGCAAAUCAGUUGCGGUAGCAUUGAAAACCGGUUACAGGUCGUUCGAAUGUAAUCCAAUAUGCGAACGAGAAGAAAAUUUUGGGCUCGUGUUACAAGAAUUACUACCAAAAUUUAAUUUAAAAAGAUGUGAUGUGUUUAUAAUAGGAAAAUUACAUCCGAAAAACUACGGUGAAAAUACAGAGAAAGCUUUUUGGCAGACAUGUAGAAAUCUUAAAACCGAUUAUUUGGAUGCAUAUUUAAUGCAAUGGCCAGGAGGAUACAACGAAGAUCCAGAUAAUGAUGUUAAUUUAAUUAUAAGACUUGAAACGUGGAAAGAAAUGAUAAAACUUAAAAAAAAUGGCCGAGUUAGAAACAUUGGAGUUUGUAAUUUUGAUAUAAAACAUUUAGAAGAUUUCAAGUCUUUAGAACUUGAUGUUCCAGCCAUAAAUCAAGUUGAAUUUCAUCCAAGAUGUCCUCAAAAAAAUCUAUUGAAUUAUUGUAAAGAAAAUAAUAUUUUAUUGCAAGCCACAAGUUUUAAAAAUACAUUUCAUCCAUUAUUAUUAUCAGAUGAUACAAUAAGAUUUGUAGGAAACAAAAUAAAUAAAACUUCUGCACAAGUAUUGCUCAAAUGGAUUUUAAACAAAGGUGUUGCAGUCAUACCACAAUCAAUUAAUCCAAAAGAUAUCAUCAAUAAUUAUUUACUCUAUGAUUUUUUUUUGGAAAAACCUGAAAUGGAUUCUAUUGAUUCUAUAACUAAGAGAGAAAAAUAUUUAAUGAAUCCUUCAAUCGUUUUUUAA